Molecule: messenger RNA, 6511 nt
Organism: Tupaia belangeri chinensis (Chinese tree shrew)
Lineage: Eukaryota; Metazoa; Chordata; Mammalia; Scandentia; Tupaiidae
Gene: SYN3
Product: synapsin III
Exons: 14
Coding region: 145-1887 (580 amino acids)
Biological process (GO): neurotransmitter secretion
Cellular component (GO): synaptic vesicle membrane; synaptic vesicle
Molecular function (GO): ATP binding
Source: RefSeq, a predicted model, not a curated record
GAGGCUGCUGAAGCUGUCUGUGGCUGUGCAGAACUCCCCCAGCUCUCCGGACCUGAAGUCCUGCCACUGCUGUCGCCGCCUGUGUCCUAGGCCUCACCUAGAUAAGCCUGAGUAGGAACAAGCCAUCUCCAUCCUCCCGCAGCCAUGACCUCCCUCCGGCGGCGUCUCUCUGAUAGCAGCUUUGUGGCCAACCUGCCUAACGGCUACAUGACGGACCUGCAGCGCCCAGAUAGCUCCACCAGCUCCCCUGCCUCCCCAGCCAUGGAGCGGAGGCACCCCCAGCCGCUGGCAGCCUCCUUCUCAUCUCCAGGAUCCAGCCUCUUUAGCUCCUUCUCCAGCGCCAUGAAACAGACCCAGCAGGCCCCCUCAGGGCUAAUGGAGCCUCCGGGUCCCUCCACACCUGUCGUUCAAAGACCCAGGAUCCUGCUGGUGAUUGAUGAUGCCCACACGGACUGGUCAAAGUAUUUCCAUGGAAAGAAGGUGAACGGAGAUAUUGAGAUCCGAGUGGAACAGGCUGAAUUCUCGGAGUUGAACCUGGCCGCCUAUGUUACAGGGGGCUGUAUGGUGGACAUGCAGGUUGUUAGAAAUGGGACCAAAGUUGUGAGCAGAUCCUUCAAGCCAGAUUUUAUCCUGGUCCGUCAACAUGCCUACAGCAUGGCCCUGGGUGAAGACUACCGAAGCCUGGUCAUUGGCCUCCAGUAUGGAGGACUGCCUGCUGUCAACUCCCUCUACUCCGUCUACAACUUCUGCAGCAAGCCCUGGGUGUUCUCGCAGCUCAUUAAGAUCUUCCACUCCUUGGGUCCUGAGAACUUCCCACUUGUGGAGCAAACAUUUUUCCCGAACUAUAAACCAAUGCUCACUGCCCCCCACUUCCCUGUGGUGAUCAAGCUCGGACAUGCCCAUGCCGGAAUGGGAAAGAUCAAGGUCGAAAACCAGCACGACUACCAGGACAUCACCAGCGUGGUGGCCAUGGCCAAAACCUACGCCACCACCGAGGCCUUCAUCGACUCCAAGUAUGACAUCCGCAUCCAGAAAAUCGGGUCCAACUACAAGGCUUACAUGAGAACCUCCAUCUCUGGAAACUGGAAGGCCAAUACAGGCUCUGCUAUGUUGGAGCAGGUGGCCAUGACUGAGAGGUACAGGCUGUGGGUGGACAGUUGUGCGGAGAUGUUCGGCGGCCUGGACAUCUGCGCCGUCAAAGCCGUCCACAGCAAGGACGGCCGGGAUUACAUCAUCGAGGUCAUGGACAGCUCGAUGCCCCUGAUCGGCGAGCACGUGGAAGAGGACAAACAGCUGAUUGCCGACCUCGUCAUAUCCAAAAUGAGCCAACUCCCGGUGUCUGGGGGCACAGCGCCCUCACCCCUGAGACCUUGGGCUCCGCAGACUAAAUCAGCGAAAUCUCCAGGGCAAGCCCAGCUGGGACCGCAGCUAGGACAGUCCCAGGCACGCCCACCUCCACAAGGGGGACCUCGUCAAGCUCAGUCUCCUCAGCCCCCGAGAUCCAGAAGCCCCUCCCAGCAGAGGCUCUCCCCACAAGGCCAGCAGCCCCUGAGCCCCCAGUCUGGAUCUCCACAGCAGCCGAGGUCACCAGGCUCUCCACAGCUAUCCCGGGCAUCCAGUGGCACCUCCCCAAACCAGGCCUCCAAACCGGGCACCACCCUCACCUCACAGCCCCGACCCCCGGUGCAGGGACGCAGCACCUCCCAACAGGGCGAAGAGUCCAAGAAACCAGUACCGCCCCAUCCCCAUCUCAACAAAUCUCAGUCCCUGACUAACAGCCUCAGCACAUCCGAUACCGCCCAGCGUGGGGCCCCAAGUGAAGAUGAGGCCAAGGCAGAAACCAUCCGCAACCUGAGGAAGUCAUUCGCCAGCCUGUUCUCGGACUGAGCCACACAGGCCUGGGGGCUGAGCACCUCUGCCGCACUGGCCCCUCUCCUGCCCCGUCCUCCAGCCCAGCCUUGGUUCCUGUCCGGAGCAGAAUGGAAGGCCUGACAACAUACUUUCUAAAUGCCUUUGACCCAGGAAUCAACUAUCUAUGUGUGUUCCCAUUUUCCCUCUCCAUGACAUUCCAAUGUUGUCUGACUGAAGGGUGGGCCUUUGAGGGCCUCCAGGUUCCUCAAAAGUGGCCUUACAGACAGGCAUUGCUUCCCUGGGCCCACCCACAUGCUUGCUUCCUUGCCUCCGAUAACCAAGUGGGAUGUCUGUGCGUGGCUAGUCUUCACAGCUCUUGUUAGUGUUUUGCUUGCCUUUGGGCGAAGGCCCCCCUCUAGGUCUCAUCCUGGACCUUGGCAAUAAUCUUUAAAAGUGUUCUGCAAACAGAAACCGCAAAGCCCAGGCUGGGGAACCGACCAACUACCCAAGCUAGUUCCAUCCACACUUGAGGCCUCUGCUCAGACCAGGCAAGCAAAGGCCCUGUCACACCUGCCUGCUAGUGGGAUCUUGCAAAUGACAGGAAGAGAAAGAAAUUAUGCCGUGUGACAAGUGGGGCCUUUCAAACACAACAGACACAGAGGGAAGCCCUCACAAUGCCGUCCAUGCCCAGAGCAUUACCCUUCAUUUCUGGACAGCCGAGGGCAGAGCGCAGGUUCUUGGAGGAAUCAUUACUAGUUUCCAGAAGAAAAAGAGGCCCGGACUUUCCUGAGAAAAGGAUCAGGGGAGAGCUCCUGCUCCCAUUCAGUGCAACACCACCAUCUGGUCUCUCUGACAUCCCACCAGAAAUACUGUUUCCUCCUCAAGGGGGUAUCAGGAGCCAGAGAGAACCAACAGCUCCAUGCACCAGGUCGGAUGACGCCAUGACAGCAACUUCUAGCUCGGCAUGUCGCGAACUGUAAAGCAAGGCGUUGGUGGGAUACUCCAUUUCAAAAGGGUCCCGUGAGCAAAUUUGUUUAGGAAAUACUGUGUCUAGUUCUUUUUUGGAAAUGAAAAGUACACAACACAUGGCAAAGGCUUUUGAAAUUCCUGCAGGAGACAAAUCAGCUUCAACUGUGUUUAACCCAAACGUACGUGACUGGACAAGUUAACUGCAGAGCGGGAAAAAAAGAGUCUUGGCAUCCUUCCCAGUGCUCAUUCCUCUACAGCAGACUGCCUCCAGACACAGAUGGAGCUCAGAGGUGUCCCAAGUCACUAAGCUCCUGGCGCUAGCUAGAAACACGGGUGCUAGAAGCAGUCAUGAUCCCCAGAAGAGCCCAGAGUAUUAAAACAGAGCCCCACUACCCCCUCGCAGCCCACUUUGCAACGUGAGAUGUGGUAUCCCCUCACUGUCCCAGGGAAAGGAGAGAAAGAGGUGAAAUGGAAGUGUCUGGGCCUGAGCAGCUUCUGUUGGGUUGUCAGAAAAGUCACGAGGCAUUCGUGCAUAGAGAAACACGUCAUGACUAUUCUAACUCAAUAGUUAGCCUAGGCAAUGCAGAUUGUUUGAUUAACAGCAAAAACCUAUUUAGCUUCCCAGGAGGCUAAAACCAACCACUCCUCUUUAGUCCUCCAAAGCCAGACUAGUGUGAGAAUAAGGCCAGAGGCCCUCCCCCGUGAGCACUGGGUCACUGAGAACCCUGCACUUCAGAAGAGUCCAUCUUCAGGCCGGCUUUCCACCAGCAGUUGGCUAGAGACUGACUCCGUGUCAGAAGUGCUAGCUGUUGUGUCCAAUGUGAGACCCACUUGGGCUUUGGGGUUGUCUUCUUCCACCUUGCCCUCUGCUCUCCCUCAUGACCAAGUUAGUUUUAAUAGCCAGAGAGCCCAGGCUACUUCAGAAGUCCUCUUCCUCCUUUUGGUCAGGAUCCCUGGUCUCAGAUUCAGUCAUAGAAGCAGCCCUAGCAUAAGGAAGACCUGCUAGGUGUAGCUGCCGGUGACCACUGGGAGCCAUACCUUGGCAGCCAGAGACUGGUGGGCUUAGGCCUGAUCGGCAGUGACUAGGAUCACCAGUCACUAAAAUGACCACUGUGUGAGGCGAGAGGUGAACUGGAGAAGGCUCGGCACUCUCAUUCUCCCUCUGUGCUGCGGUGAGCUCAGUGUCUAUGCGACAGUCCCCGUGGGCAUAUCUGGAGCUCACUCUGCCUGGUAACAACCUGCCUCCUUUUUGCUCAACCUCUGCAAUGCACAGAGCCAGGCUGGCUGGGGCGCUGCCAAAAUGCUUCCCAGAAGCAGCCAAGAUGGCCCAGCAAGAGGGCAGUCACACACGGGAGCUGCUGCUGGGCUGUAAGGGUCACACUCACACUGUGCUAGGCCCCCUAGGUGGGUGAAGGAGGGCCUAGUCAACACCCCUCAGCCGUGCUUUGGCGAGGUCAGCGGAGAGCUGGGAACACAUCAGACCGUUGGUAAUUCCUAACAAAACUGCUUUUCCUCCUCCCCUCCUUCUGCUACCUAAUUCUCUCACCACUUCCUAGCAACUUCCGAGGAAGCCCGGUGGGGCACAAGGAAAGGAGACAAACUGUCAAGUCUGGGUACCUUUGAAAGCUAUCCUGUUAGAAGGAUUUUAACACAGAGGGCAAAUACCGACCAGUAAUAAGGUUUGCAGAUUAGCCACCCCAGUCAGUCCCACUGCUUAAUCAUGCACACACACGCCUGGGUUAUCCCUGAGAACUGACACGCAGACAUCCGAAAAUCCUGCCACCUAACCUUCAGUUCACAGUUUUCCCUCUAAGGUGUCCUUGAGGACCUUCCUCAAGAGCAGAUCGGCUGCCCCACUUGGCCCUGAGAACUCAGGGAUCGCUAAGUUCUAAGUCACAUGUUUUGGGAACCAAAGCCCCAGCCUCUCGGGCUUGAAGGUCCCUGGACCUUGCCUGUCUCUCCUGACAAUAGCAGGUGAGGUUGCCCCAGUAGAAAGAUACCCCCAGAAGUCCAUUACAAGAUACAGAGUUACAGGAUUCUUUGAUUUCUUCCUCUUGAAAAAAAAAAAAAAUUCCCCUAUUAUCACACGGAGUCCUUUCAGAGAAACACUGUGCUUCGUUCUAAACAGAAGGGUGAGAGCGGACUUUGGGGCAGGUGUAACACCACGAAGCCCACGUACGUCAGGAGACUGAGAACGCAGGAAACACUGGGAUAAUCAUCACUCUUGUACCAUGGUCUCACCCAGUCCUCACUCGGGGACAAAAAUACACACAAGGAAGUGGUAACCGGCAGAAGUUUCUCGAAGUGUAGGCCAUGGGUGUGUGCAGAGCUAUUAGGUCAUCGGGAAAGUCAAGGUGUAUUUUUCUGUUUUUCUAUGCAAAAAAAUAUGCAUCAUGACUUUUCCAACAACCCACUAGUUACAAAGGCAGCUGAGCCUUCACUUCAGACCAAACGAGUCAGAAUUUCCAGUCAUCGGGCCGGAAGCUACCUCUGGGUCCAUUUUCCCAAGGGUUUUGAAUGCCUUUACGUGAGUCCCCAGCAGCCCUGAGCUCAGCUGUGUGGGAGAGCUGCCAGGCACACGACACUGUUGGUGUGGCUGCAUUACCGUCACCAGCACAGCUAGGGACCUGAUCCUUUGUGAGCAACACUGAUGGCUCCAUAAAUAAUGACUGUAUGGUCCACAUGUUCCCACUUUCCUAUAUUCGGACUUUCCGCAGCAACACCUCAGCACUCCCACGAUCUCUCCCCGAUACUCCAGCUAGCACACCCCUCUCCUGGGUUUUACAGCUGUGCACAGACUCGGAGCUACGACUUAACACGAUGGGAACCCUGACACUCGUUCCUGUGGGCCUGCGUAUGAAUAUAGAGACCGAGAGGGCACAGAUCCCCUGGAGACCACAGGUCCCACACAUGGACCGUUUUCUCACAUAGGCUAGCAAUGUUCCUUCCAAAAAUUUAACCUUUAAUAACUGUGACCUUUUCGAAUGAGAAAGAGCAAAGGGAGGGGGAUGGGAGUCAUUCUGCAUAGACCCUGAAAGGUUGCGUUCAUUGUUUCUUGCUGUGUUUCACAAUUUGAGCCAAAGAAAGGCGAGCAUUUUCCCUCCAAACUGACUCGAAGCUGAAACACAACAAAGACCCACUUCAUCUGUGCGGGAUGAAUAGGGAUGUGGAAAUGCAGCCGCACUGGACACCUCUGCUGGCCAGAGAAGUCCCUCCAGAUCGCCCUCCUGUCGGCAUGAGACAACUCACUGAACUUUGGCUAAAUGUCAAAUCGGCUCCCAGGGACACCGGGCUAUCUGCGUCCUUCCCCACCUAUUAGCUCCUUAUUUCUCUUCACGACGUUCCCUCCCAAUGCCCAGCCUCCCAGGUGUCGGGGAUGACGGUAACACACCCCACAUGAGGACAGGAAGCUCAGGUGCUGCCUGUCCCCAAAGCUCUCAUCUGCACUGCCUGUGGACACGUCGAGGGGAAGCACCUGAGCCGCAUCCCAGGCACAAGCCGUGAGGGAAGCACGGAGCACCUGCCUGGCCACAGCAGGGCCUGGGGCCAUGCUUCAGGGGGACCCCCUGUAACACCAGGACACCCAGAAAACCUCAACGAGGUACAUUGAAAUAAGAGGCUGUUCUACCAGUAUCAAUGAAGGAGGUUACUGUCCCAGAGCAGACUCAAGAGAUAAUUGAUAAAACUAAGA